Nymphaea colorata (pocket water lily) is the source of this 1611-nucleotide messenger RNA. Its product is annotated as DExH-box ATP-dependent RNA helicase DExH9-like. Gene Ontology annotation, biological process: maturation of 5.8S rRNA; RNA catabolic process. NCBI's taxonomy places the organism in Eukaryota, Viridiplantae, Streptophyta, Magnoliopsida, Nymphaeales, Nymphaeaceae. Gene Ontology annotation, cellular component: nucleus. Gene Ontology annotation, molecular function: nucleic acid binding; RNA helicase activity; ATP binding. The record is from RefSeq and is a predicted model, not a curated record. The transcript has 2 exons.
AUGGAGAGGGGGAUGGAACUGAGGGCGGGCAGACCGAACAGCAAGCAGAAUAGCGAUAGACAGGCCAUGAAGGAUCGUCUCGAGCUCAAGAUCCUGCAGGCGCAGCAAAAGCUGGAGGAGAUCAAGUCCACCCUGAAGAAAUAUCAACGAGAGAAGCCCUACACCGGCGAACUGAAGGCCAAGAAAUACCCCUUCAAGCUCGACCCCUUCCAGCAGAAGGCAGUCACCGCCAUCGAGUCCGACGAGUCAGUCCUCGUCUGCGCCCACACCUCCGCAGGAAAAACAGCCAUCGCAGAGUACGCGAUCGCUCUGUCUCUCAAGCGCAACAGCAGAGUGAUCUACACAUCGCCUAUCAAGGCCCUUUCCAAUCAGAAGUAUCGAGAGCUCAAAGAGGAGUUCGGAGACGUGGGACUAGUCACUGGAGACGUGGCGAUAGACCAGGGAGCCACUUGCUUGGUGAUGACGACCGAGAUCUUACGGAACAUGAUCUACAGGGGUAGUGAGAUCGUGCGGUAAGUGAAGUGGGUGAUCUUCGACGAGGUGCAUUACAUGCGAGACAAGGAGAGAGGAGUGGUGUGGGAAGAAACCAUCAUCAUGCUGCCCGCGAAUGUUCGAUACGUAUUCCUCUCUGCCACCAUCGGCAAUCCUGGAGAGUUCGCCAUGUGGAUCACCAAACUCCGCAAACAGCCAUGCAACGUUGUCUACACCGACUAUCGGCCUGUCCCUCUAGAGCAUUACCUCUGUCCUUCUGGAGGAGAGGGGCUCUAUCUUGUGGUCGACGAUAAGGGAAAGUUCCACGAGGACAACUUCAGCAAGGCAAUUCAGUCACUCGGAGAAGGAGGCACGCUUAUUGGUUUGGACAAGAAGAAGAAAAACCUGAGUCAGGGUUCUGAUCUUUCUAAGAUCAUUAAGACCAUCAUGGAGCGGCAACUAGACCCAGUCAUUGUGUUCAGUUUCAGCAAGAAAGAUGUGGAGUCUUAUGCUCGAUCCAUAUGCACCAAGUAUGACCUUACCACCAAAGCUGAAAAAGAACGUAUCUAGCUCAUAUACGGUCGUUCCCUACUGGUCCUAGAAGAAAAGGAUCGCCAACUGCCAGCUAUACAAGCCAUGCGAUAGAUCGUAAAGAAAGGUGUGGGCAUCCAUCACGGUGGAUUGCUGCCUUUAGUGAAGGAAGUGGUGGAGCUGCUCUUCCAGGAAGGCCUUCUCAAGGUGCUCUUUUCAACAUAGACAUUCUCAAUGGGUCUCAACAUGCCUGCCAGGACUGUCGUAUUCACCAACAUCAAGAAGUUCGAUGGUGAGAAAUCACGCUGGCUGACAGGAGGAGAGUAUAUUCAAAUGAGUGGGAGAGCUGGCCGAAGAGGACUUGACAAGAAAGGUUCGACUAUUCUGAUGUUUGAUGAAAAGAUGGAGAAAGAUGUGGCGAAAGCGAUGCUCAAGGGCCAUUCUGAUAACCUUCUCAGCAGCUUCUACAUCAACUACCACAUGCUGCUCAACAGUCAAAGAUUGGAAGACAUUGACCUUGAAUACAUCCUGGCUCGCUCAUUGCUCCAGUUCCAGCAGGAUGCACAACUGCCAGCCCUCAAGCAACAACUGGCAUAAAAGCAGAAAUAA